Messenger RNA from Carlito syrichta (Philippine tarsier), 2928 nucleotides. It is a transcript of the gene HADHA, whose product is annotated as hydroxyacyl-CoA dehydrogenase/3-ketoacyl-CoA thiolase/enoyl-CoA hydratase (trifunctional protein), alpha subunit. Bases 173 to 2512 code for a protein of 779 amino acids. Gene Ontology annotation, cellular component: mitochondrion; mitochondrial fatty acid beta-oxidation multienzyme complex. Gene Ontology annotation, biological process: fatty acid beta-oxidation. The record is from RefSeq and is a predicted model, not a curated record. Gene Ontology annotation, molecular function: NAD+ binding; enoyl-CoA hydratase activity; long-chain (3S)-3-hydroxyacyl-CoA dehydrogenase (NAD+) activity. NCBI's taxonomy places the organism in Eukaryota, Metazoa, Chordata, Mammalia, Primates, Tarsiidae. The transcript is spliced from 19 exons.
GCCUGUUAGCGGAAGCGAAGGACAGGGCUCAGGGGCCGGGGGUCGCUCGGCGCACAGGUUUUUAGUCAGGCAGUACGUCGGGCGCCUAACUGGUCUGGCCUCGGGAAGAAAAGUCCUCCGCUCGGUCGCCCCGAAUAGAAGCGCUCUCCACUUUCGUCCUCUUCGGCUCAACAUGGUGGCCUCUCGGGCAAUUGGCAGCCUCAGCCGCUUCCCUGUCCUCAGGAUCCUCCGCUCCCGAGGCUAUAUUUGCCGCAGUUUUACAGGGUCUUCUGCUUUACUGGCUAGAAGUCAUAUUAACUAUGGAGUCAAAGGAGAUGUGGCAGUUGUUCGAAUUAACUCACCCAAUUCAAAGGUAAAUACACUGACUAAAGAGCUACAUUUGGAGUUCGUAGAAGUAAUGAAUGAAAUCUGGGCUAGUGAUCAAAUCAGAAGUGCCGUCCUUAUCUCAUCCAAGCCAGGCUGCUUUGUUGCAGGUGCUGAUAUCAACAUGUUAGCCGCUUGCAAGACCCCUCAAGAAGUAGUACAAAUAUCACAGGAAGCACAGAGAACAUUUGAGAAACUUGAGAAAUCCACAAAGCCUGUUGUGGCUGCCAUCAGUGGAUCCUGCUUGGGAGGAGGACUUGAGCUUGCCAUUUCAUGCCAAUACAGAAUAGCAACAAAAGAUAGAAAAACAGUAUUAGGCACCCCUGAAGUCUUGCUGGGGCUCUUACCAGGAGCAGGAGGCACACAAAGGCUGCCCAAAAUGGUGGGUGUUCCUGCUGCUUUUGACAUGAUACUUACUGGCAGAAACAUUCGUGCAGACAGAGCGAAGAAAAUGGGACUGGUUGACCAACUGGUGGAACCCCUGGGACCAGGAUUAAAACCUGCAGAAGAACGGACAAUUGAAUAUCUAGAAGAAGUUGCAGUUUCUUUUGCCAAAGGACUAGCUGAUAAGACAAUCUCCCCAAAGAGAGACAAGGGAUUGAUGGAAAAGUUGACAGCGUAUGCCCUGACUAUUCCAUUUGUCAGGCAACAGAUUUACAAAAAGGUGGAAGAAAAAGUGCGAAAGCAGACCAAAGGCCUUUAUCCUGCACCUCUGAAAAUAAUCGAUGUGGUAAAAACUGGAAUCGAGCAAGGGACCGAUGCUGGUUAUCUCUCUGAAUCUCAGAAAUUUGGAGAGCUUGCAAUGACCAAAGAAUCAAAGGCCUUGAUGGGACUUUACCAUGGUCAGGUCCUGUGCAAGAAGAAUAAAUUUGGAGUUCCACAGAAGGAAGUUAAAAAUCUAGCUAUUCUUGGUGCAGGACUGAUGGGAGCAGGCAUCGCCCAAGUCUCUGUAGAUAAGGGGCUAAAGACUAUUCUUAAAGAUGCUACACUACCUGGACUUGGCCGAGGACAACAGCAAGUGUUCAAAGGAUUGAAUGAUAAAGUGAAGAAGAAAGCUCUAACAUCAUUUGAAAGGGACGCCAUCUUCAGCAACUUGACCGGGCAGCUAGAUUACCAAGGUUUUGAAAAGGCCGACAUGGUGAUUGAAGCUGUCUUCGAAGACCUUAGUCUUAAACACAGAGUGCUGAAGGAAGUUGAAGCGGUGAUUCCAGAUCACUGUGUCUUUGCCAGUAACACAUCUGCGCUCCCAAUCAGUGAAAUUGCUGCUGUCAGCAAAAGACCUGAAAAGGUGAUUGGCAUGCACUACUUCUCUCCUGUGGACAAGAUGCAGCUACUGGAGAUUAUCACAACCCAGAAAACUUCCAAGGACACAACUGCCUCAGCUGUAGCCAUAGGCCUCAAGCAGGGGAAGGUCAUCAUUGUGGUUAAGGAUGGACCUGGCUUCUACACCACCAGGUGUCUCGCACCCAUGAUGUCUGAAGUCAUCCGAAUCCUCCAGGAAGAAGUUGACCCUAAGAAGCUGGAUUCCCUGACCACAAGCUUUGGCUUUCCUGUGGGUGCUGCCACACUGGUGGAUGAAGUUGGUGUAGAUGUCGCAAAACAUGUGGCAGAAGAUCUAGGCAAAGCCUUUGGGGAGCGCUUUGGAGGUGGAAGCCUGGAGCUCCUGACACAGAUGGUGUCCAAGGGCUUCCUGGGUCGCAAGUCUGGGAAGGGCUUUUACAUCUAUCAGGAGGGUGUGAAGAGUAAGAAUCUGAAUUCUGACAUGGAUAGUAUUUUGGCAAGUCUGAAGAUGCCACCUAAGUCUGAAGUCUCCUCUGACGAAGACAUCCAGUACCGGCUGGUGACAAGAUUUGUGAAUGAGGCUGUCAUGUGCCUGCAGGAAGGGAUCUUGGCCACGCCUGCAGAGGGAGACAUCGGAGCAGUCUUUGGGCUCGGUUUCCCCCCUUGUCUUGGAGGUUGGUCUUGCAGGCUGGGAAGGAGUUCACCUGUCCUAGAGCUCUGUUGCUGUCUCCUUCAACAAAGUCCUGUUUCUCCACUCAGGGCCUUUCCGCUUCGUGGAUCUCUAUGGUGCUCAGAAGGUUGUGGACCGGCUCAAGAAGUACGAGGCUGCCUAUGGAAAUCAGUUCACCCCGUGCCAGCUGCUCAUUGACCACGCUGCCAGCCCCAGCAAGAAGUUCUACCAGUGAGUGGCCUCACGCCUCUCAGUCAGUGCACUAACCCAGCUUCUGGCAAUGCUGGUUCUCCACCAGAGCGGUGUCUAGAUUGCACACAGUAACCAGAGGAAGACAGACUCUGGCACUGGGUUGCUCUUUGAUUAAAGUGCCUUCAGCUGUGACCAUCUCGCCCUUCUGGUGAAGUCUGUGAAUCAGGUUGCACUUCAUGUCGGGAGGCGGAACCCACUGUGCUCAUUUUGUAAGUUCCAAGGCCCAAGUGGCAGCUAAGAGCCAUCUGGAGCCAUCUUUGCUGCCUGUUCCUCACAGAAGGCCAGGGUGGCCAGUGGUGAUGGGUGAGAAUAGUUCUGCACCCAGCCAAACAGUAACAAUAAAAACCAAACUCGGUAUCAGC